AACAACAACCAACGGAACAACUAACAAGUCAAGCCAAGUUAAUGCUGUUAGGAAUUAGACCAUUUCUUCAACUACUAAGAUUCAUGUCUUUGUUGUGUUUCUUUAUCAUUUUUUAAGUUGCAGGCAGAAGAGAGAGAGGAAGGGGAAGAGGGAGAUCUUUCUCUUUUCUCUCUGUUUAUGAAAAACACCACAUGAACUUGCGAAAUAAAAAAAUAGAAAUGGAAGUCAAAGACUCUAAAAAUGAAAGGGGAAAAGAGCAAGUGGAAGAAGAGUUUUACGAAGAGCAAAGCAAUGAAAUUGAGAGGAGAAAAGUUGGAAUCAUGAGAGCUCAUGUUGAAAGAGAAGAUCCCUCUGCUAAGGAAGUUGAUGAUUUGAUGAUUCGGAGAUUUCUGCGAGCUCGUGAUUUGGAUAUUGAGAAGGCUUCUACCUUGUUUUUGAAGUGCCUGAGCUGGAAGCGGGCGUUUGUUCCCAAUGGCUUUAUAUCGGAAUCUGAGGUUACAACUCAACUCUCCCAUAAAAAGUUAUGUAUGCAAGGUCAUGAUAAGAAUGGACGCCCUAUAGUCGUAGGCUUUGGUGGAAGACACAAACCUGAUGAAGGGAGUAUAGAGGAAUUCAAGCGUUUUGUUGUCUACUGUCUGGAAAGAAUAUGUGCCAAAAUGCCAAAGGGGCAGGAAAAGUUUGUGGCCAUUGGGGAUCUUGAUGGAUGGGGAUAUGCCUGCAGUGACAUUAGGGGAUACUUGGCUUGCUUAUCAAUCUUGCAGGAUUGCUAUCCAGAGAGACUAGGCAAAUUAUAUAUAGUACACGCGCCUUACAUAUUCAUGACUGUGUGGAAGGUUGUUUACCCAUUUAUCGACAAAAACACCAAAAAGAAGAUAGUAUUUGUUGAGAAGAAAAAAAUGAAGUCCACUCUGCUUGAAGACAUUGAUGAGAGCCAGCUUCCUGAUAUAUAUGGGGGCAAACUGCCAUUAGUCUAUAUACAAGACUGCUAAUUUGGUGACACCACAUCUUGAGAAGUUUUUUAUGGCUACUCAAUAAUUUGAUGCUUACAUGACAUUAUAAUAAAAGUUCAAAUAAGAAUUCUGUUUGACAUUGUACUAA
Mangifera indica (mango) is the source of this 1098-nucleotide messenger RNA. Its product is annotated as phosphatidylinositol transfer protein 3-like. The transcript is spliced from 6 exons. Lineage: Eukaryota; Viridiplantae; Streptophyta; Magnoliopsida; Sapindales; Anacardiaceae. The record is from RefSeq and is a predicted model, not a curated record. Bases 192 to 989 code for a protein of 265 amino acids.